CGUUUAUUGAUGGUGUGCAGUCCUUCAUGGCACCACGGGACAGGAAGCCCAGUGCCCCUGAGCAAAGUACAAAGUCUACACCACUGCUUCACCAGUAGUAACUGAUCAUUACGCUCAUGACAAUACCACAACACCACAUCAGUGGCUCUCAGGAGACUACAAAACAGCUGCUGAAGGAGACUUUGCUGAGUCAUUUCAUUUGGACCAUCAGCCUUUGGAGAUCUGUGAGUUUGGACAGUUGAAACCAGAGCAUGUUUGUGACUGUGCUCCUGCUACUGGUCACUAUAUGUGCCCAGGGAGGAAAUGGUGAGGAGAAAGCAGAGGCACAGAGACCUGGCCAUGUUUCAGUGGUAAUAGUGGGAGGCACAGGUGAUCUGGCAAAGAAGUACCUGUGGCAGGGCUUCUUCGACCUGUACACUAACCAGGUCAGUAGUGGAUACACCUUUUCCUUCUAUGCUGGAGGACUGUCACCUGCUGACGUGGCCACGCCUGUCCUGUUUGAGAUCCUGAAGGCGGUGUCCUGCUCAAAAGAUGUAUCAGCGGAGCGCUGUGCUCUGUUGAAAGAGCAGUACCUGCGGCUCUCACAGUAUCGGCAGCUGAAGUCCAUAGAGGACUACCAGGAACUGGCCAAACAUAUUAAACAAGAGCUCCAACAAGAGGGAAUAACAGAGGCAGGGAGGCUGUUCUACCUCUCAGUACCAGCCUUUGCAUACGCAGAUAUUGCUGAUAAGAUAAAUAAUAGUUGCAGACCAACCAGUGGGGCGUGGCUGAGGGUGGUGCUAGAGAAGCCUUUUGGACAUGACUUCAGGAGUGCCCAGGUACUUGCAUCUCAACUUGGUAGUUCCUUGAAGGAUGAAGAAAUGUACAGAAUCGACCAUUAUCUGGGGAAGCAGGUGGUUGCAAAGAUACUUCCAUUCAGAGUAGAGAACAAAAACUUUCUGGAUCCCAUUUGGAACAAGCACCACAUCGAGAGGGUGGAGAUUGUAAUGAAAGAGACCCUCGAUGUCAAAGGUCGUAUGCCCUUCUAUGACCAAUAUGGGGUGAUCAGAGAUGUGCUGCAGAACCACCUGACUGAGGUUAUGACCCUGCUGACCAUGAGGCUUCCAGUGAAUCUGAGCAGCAGUGAGGAAGUUCUUCAAAAUAAGCUGCAGAUUUUCAGUUCCCUGCUGCCUGUAGGAAAGAAUCAAGCCGUGAUUGGCCAGUACCAAGCGUACAAGACAGCAGUUCAGCAAGAGUUGAAUAAGACAAAAGAUCACAUCAGUCUCACACCAACAUUUGCAGCUGUGUUGGCACACAUCGAUGAGACCCAGUAUGAAGGUGUGCCAAUUCUUUUGAUCUCAGGGAAGAUGUUAGAUGAACGGGUGGGGUAUGCGCGUAUACUUUUCAAGAAUGACAUAUUUUGUCUUCAGAACCACAACAGCGUUCACUGCAAGCCCAAACAGAUAGUUUUCUUCUUUGGGCAUGGCAACCUUCAAUAUCCAGCAAUUCUUGUAAGUAAGAAUUUAUUCAAGCCAGUUUUAAUAGACGAUGAGUGGAAGGAAGUGACGGAGCAUAAAGAUGUCAAUGUUCUAGGUUUGCCUAUUUCAGACUAUUAUGUGCAAACUCCAAGAGAGCAGAAGGAAGCAUAUUCAGAACUUAUUUCUCACAUUUUCGCUGGAUGUAAGAACAGUUUUAUCAGUGCUGAAAACCUGCUGGCUUCCUGGGGUUUUUGGACACCACUGCUGAGAAGCUUAGCCAGUUCUUUUCCCCGCAUCUACCCCGGGGGUGCUGACAAUGGAGACCUGCUGGAUGUCCGUAUAAAAGGGAAAGACAUUAGCUACAACAGUGAGGUGGUGAUAAUCAGCCCUGAUCAGAUGUCUGGAACAUCAGCAGACGGUUUCCAAGUAAUGCAAGGCAAAUUUCGUAGUGCUGACAUGGUGUCCGCCUGGGCUGAGGAACUGGUGGAGAGGCUAGCUGCAGACAUAGAGGAAGCAGCAGAGGCAGCAGUGCGUGAGGGGGGUGUUUUCCAUCUUGCCCUCUCUGGUGGGUCCACUCCCCUCGCUUUGUUCCACAGGUUAGCCCUGCACCACUUCUCCUUCCCCUGGAGGGAUACCCAUGUGUGGAUGGUAGACGAACGAUGCGUGCCUCUGACUGAAAUGGAGUCCAACUUCCACAGCCUGCACAACCAUCUACUGCAACACGUGAGGAUACCCUAUUACAACAUCCACCCCAUGCCAGUGCAGCUCAACCAGCGUCUGUGUGUGGAGGAGGACGGAGGAGCACGGCUGUAUGAGCAAGAGGUCAGCAAUUUGGUAAAUGGCUCCAGCUUCCAUUUUGUACUGCUGGGAGUCGGCUAUGACAGCCACACUGCCUCUCUGUUCCCUGGCAAUAAAGUGGACGAACUUGGGGAAGGUCUGGUGGCCCUCACUGAGAGUCCUGUCAAGCCUCACCAGCGCAUGAGCCUCACUUUCAGUGCCAUUAACCGAGCUCGCACGGUCGCUGUUUUAGUGAUGGGCAAAGGCAAGCAUGAACUGAUCACCCAGCUGAGCCGAGUGAAGGACAACCCAGACAAGUGGCCCGUCACCGGGGUGAAGCCUGCUGAUGGCAGACUUGUUUGGUAUAUAGACUAUGAUGCACUUUUAGGAUAGUAAUCACAUUCCAACUUUCAAUCAGACAAAUGUUUUUGAAGCUGCUUUAAAACUAUAGUUGGUAACUUUUAUGAGAAUAACUUCCUGAAACUGUCACUACAUCCACACAGUAUUACAUAAUAAAAUCAUGAUCCUCCUUCUCUUCCUACCUCUUCUGAUGGCAUUUGCGAGAGCCUAUCACAGCUCACAAUCACUGCUCCUUAACUUCGGUCAAACUGUCAAACUAGGACUGAUCAAAUAUGAAUCAAGAUUCUAUCGCUGCAUUGGCUGUUUCUCUCAAACAUUUUCAGAAACAUAUUUUAGUGUACUGUUUAGCUGUAAAAUGAGAACGCUUGUGCCUUGGCUACCAUGUUGGAAACGGUUGAGUGAAGCACCACCCACUGCCUGGACCAAGUGUCUCAUUUUACAGCUAAACAGUACACUAAAAUAUGUUUCUGAGAACAUUUGUGGAGAGAAAUGGAGAGAAAUCACA
Messenger RNA from Epinephelus lanceolatus (giant grouper), 3099 nucleotides. It is a transcript of the gene h6pd, whose product is annotated as hexose-6-phosphate dehydrogenase (glucose 1-dehydrogenase). The record is from RefSeq and is a predicted model, not a curated record. Lineage: Eukaryota; Metazoa; Chordata; Actinopteri; Perciformes; Serranidae. Gene Ontology annotation, cellular component: endoplasmic reticulum. Gene Ontology annotation, molecular function: 6-phosphogluconolactonase activity; glucose-6-phosphate dehydrogenase activity; NADP binding. Gene Ontology annotation, biological process: pentose-phosphate shunt, oxidative branch; pentose-phosphate shunt; glucose metabolic process.